This is a messenger RNA of Archocentrus centrarchus (flier cichlid), 3140 nucleotides long. RefSeq names its product zinc finger protein 497. Gene Ontology annotation, cellular component: nucleus. Lineage: Eukaryota; Metazoa; Chordata; Actinopteri; Cichliformes; Cichlidae. The transcript is spliced from 4 exons. Gene Ontology annotation, molecular function: DNA-binding transcription factor activity, RNA polymerase II-specific. The coding region runs from base 530 to 2269 and encodes 579 amino acids. Gene Ontology annotation, biological process: regulation of transcription by RNA polymerase II. The record is from RefSeq and is a predicted model, not a curated record.
UGCGUUGUGUGUGACGCCACGAGCAAAAACAAGGACCACAGACGAGUGAUGAGUAGCUAGCUCCGUUUAGGUCAGAUUCAUUUCCUUAUCAAAACAGUCGGUAGACUCGAAAGCAAAAACCGCGCGUGACAUACCUCGACAAUUUAGAUUCCACUUCGUUCAUAGUGUCGUAGUACGAAGUAUCUGAUACGAUAGCAUACGAAUGCUACCGCUAAGCAUCAGCUAGCUAACAGUUGUGAUUGACAUUUCACAUCAGUAAACAUCGCGUUAAGGCAGCUUUUUAUCAUUAAUAAUGCUAUUAAUAACGGCUUAUUCCUCCUUACCAGCGAUACCGACAGCGGCAAAUUGGUACAUUGUUGAAUAGAGAGUGCGAUUAUGGCCUUCAGUUUACAACAUGUAGCCGAAUUUUCCAAAUACAGUGUUUAAGAAACAUCGUCACUCUCCUUUGUAUUCCUUCACAAACGAACAGAAGUCCGAAGAGCAACAGUUUAUAGACACGGGAGGCUGUCAGAGUUACACUGUGUCGGACAUGGACACCCUCAUAGUCACCUUUCAGACCCAGCUUUCAGAUGUGAUGGAGACUGUGGUUAAAACAGCUAUGUUUGAGGUCACCAGGUUGGUGGAAGACGUGUUUUUGGUGGAGGUGAAGCGCAGGAACCAGGAGAUAGAGUCCCUGAGGAUGCAGCUGCAGUGGACUGAGAGGAAAUUCAGUGACCAAGCAGGGAAAGAAGGAGGACAGACUGGAAUGUGUGUUGACUGUGCAAGGCAUGGUGUGGAACUGUCCACUGACACUACAGAAGAAAGGCCUGAAGACCAUCAGGAUGAACAAGUGAGGGGCCUUAAUGUGAAGAGAGAAAGUGACACUUUUGAAAGAUGGACAGCAAGCUGCAGACCAGAAAUCACAUCAGAGCCACCACAAGAGACAGACAGCAAUGCUGCAGCUGCACAGAGUCCUGAAAAGGAGUCAGAGGCAGCACAAGAAAAGGAUGUGAGGUUAGCUGUUGCUACGAAGGAGGAAGAACUGAGUAAGCCGUCUUGUUCUUCUGUGCAUAUGGGAGGGUGGAACUGUAGUCUUGAUGAUGGACCUGGAUCAGACGAGAGUGGGACAGUUGAGGUACAACCAAAACAGACUGAAGAAAACAGUGAGGAAUUAUUGAGAAAUGUUGUGAAGAAAGACCCGCAGAUAACUGCUGGGUAUGGAUUUCCUGAAGACAGGGAGGAAACGCACCUGUCUACAGAUCGGCCACAUGUUUCAACUUUGGACAUAGAUACUAGUUGGGCAGGUCUGACUGUUGCAGCCGCUGAGUUGUUGCAGAAUCAGAGACUUGGAGCUGAAAAGGAACAUGAUCCAGUCAAAACUAAAGCAGAACAUGAGCUGUCCGACUCUGUCAGAGCAGACAUUCAGGCUACCCCAGGCAGAGAUAAGAUUUCAUCCUCAGGGUCCCCUAAGGCAAGACUAAAACACAGUGAUAUUUUAGGCCUGACUAUCAAGAAGGAAGUCAUUCUUGAUUCUGAUGGGUGCGAGGGAAGCAAGAAUAUAGAAAAGAAAAUAAACUCAGGUAUGUCAUCUUUUUCAUGUUCAGUAAAACAACACAGGGUGAGUUCAGAAGCACACAGGCCAAACCAUAUUUCUCAAAAAGCUGCUGUGCAAGAGGUUAUGAAGCUGCAUUCCAAAGCUGGUGCAGGUCUGAGAUUGCAAGCUGCUUUACAACAUCUCCACCGACCAAUGAAAAAGCCCUCUCAUAUUCUCUCGAACAGUACCGCUGCGGCACUGUCUGUCGCUCACUCUCAGGUUAUAAACUUAAGUAACCUUCACAGAAUUCCCUCCACAUCCAAAGCACCACCUCCUAUAUCCUCGGCCCAGCGAGUUCACCUGGGUGACAAACAGACUUCAACACUUAACCGAGCUGGAGACUCCUGGGUCAGCAACGGGUCCCAGCACCAUCCUGCUAACUCUCAUCACAUCAGCCCUGCCUCCCAUCCAGACUCUCAGUCUCACGCUGCUACAAGGCACCUCUUGCGCUGUGGGCAGUGUGGGAAGUGCUUCCCCCAUCCCAGUAACCUGAAGGCCCACCUGCAGACUCACACAGGUGAGCGGCCUUUCUGCUGUUCGCUCUGUGGCCGUAGUUUCACUAAGCUGAGCAACCUUAAAGCUCACCGACGCGUCCACACUGGAGAGAGACCGUACUGCUGCUUGGCCUGUGGCAAGCGCUUCACCCAGAAAUGUAACCUCAAACGCCACCAGAGGAUCCACCUGGAUGUAUGUUGAUAGACACCCAACAUACAUCUCCAUAAAAAGACAGCUUAAAUAUGUGUAUUUCUUUAAAAUUAAGAUGCUACAGAGUUAUGUUGUGUUGCAAUACAAUUUGUGAGGCUUUGCAAGACUUCUUUUUUGUAUAUUUGUCUUUUAAAGUGAUCGUCCCAAAUUAUUCUGUGCAUUCCAGAAAGGUUAUUAACAUGUAAAAGGUGUUUUAGUGUUAUUAAAGGAUGAAAAGCAAGAAUGUGUUGUGACAUUUACCAUCUGCAAUGAUAGAUUAAUUGAUAUGUUGGAUCAGUGAAUAUGCAUAUUAUCGUAUGUCAACUGCAGUUUACCUGUGAGCACACAAGCAUGUGUCAGCCAUGGGGCAGAGCCUAUAUUUAUCAGCUGUAACAUUUAUUCAAACUGGCAAACAUACUUCUAAAAAUAUAAAAUUUUUAAAAUAUAUUUUCCCUUGCAAAAUAGUAAAACUUUAAACAGAGAUCACUUAAGUUGGUUAAGAGUAGCUGCAGUAGCUAAUACUUGCAACAUCAGAUGAGGUGAGCAUAGAUCUUGUUAUACUAACUUUAUAUAAAACAAAUACUGGUCACUUAUCUCAGUUUUUUUUUUAAAAAAAAGAGGAAACUUACAUCAGAAAGAAAGGUUAUUUUUUUUGCUGCUUCCUUAUUUAUAAGGGGCUUCCACAGCGGAUGGAUCCACACAUUUGAUUUGGCACUGAUUUUUAUGCCGGAUGCUGUUCCUGACACAACCCUCUCCCAGUCUUGAACCAGGGAUAUUUCAUAUUAGGGAAAUGUGUUAACCACUGCAAUAUGGAUUACAUCAUAAAGAAAACAGUUGCCAUGAUCUAGAAGAGAAAAAUAUUUGAUUAAUUUUCACAUUUCUU